AGAAGAAGAAGAAGAGAAGAAAACUGGUUAAUUAGCUAUGGCCAUUAUUAUUACCACCUCUUCUUCUUCUUCUUCUUCUUCUUCUUCUUCAUUUUUGAUAAGUUGUUUUCUUUUAUUAUUAUCAUGUGUUUGUGUUUUUGGUUUGGAAUCGAAAGAGAGUGUUAUUAAUAGUCAUCCUCAUCACUAUACUCAUACUCUUCCACUCAACUCUCUAUUUCCAGCUUCCACUUGCGACUCUUCCUCCACAGUGGACAACAAUGAGGCUACAUUGAAAGUGAUCCACAAGCAUGGACCGUGCUCCCCACACCAAGCCAAAACCGACCACACUCAAAUCCUCCAACAAGACCAAUACCGUGUCAACUCCAUCCGAUCCCGUCUUUCCGACAAUUCUGCGGCCCCCACCGCUCGUGGCGGCCGCAAGGGUCGGGGCGGGGGCACGGGAGAAAAGAAGGACGCCAUCACUCUCCCGGCCAAGUCAGGUGCGGUGUUGGGGUCAGGCAACUACAUAGUGACGGUGGGACUCGGCACACCAAAGAAAGACCUUUCGCUCAUAUUCGACACGGGUAGUGACAUAACUUGGACCCAAUGUCAGCCUUGUGCCAAGUCGUGCUACGACCAAAAGGAACCUAUCUUUGAUCCCUCCAAGUCCUCUACUUACUCUAAUGUUUCAUGUACCUCUGCUGAGUGCACAACACUCAAAUCUGCCACAGGUAACACUCCAGCUUGCUCUUCUGGUUCGUCCACGUGUAUUUACGGCAUCCAAUACGGCGACCAAUCCUUCUCCGUCGGCUACUUCUCCAAAGAAAGACUAACGCUGUCAUCCUCCGCCGUUAUAGAUAACGUCCUCUUCGGCUGUGGCCAAAACAACCAAGGCCUUUUUGGUGGUUCAGCGGGCCUAUUGGGCCUGGGCCGAAACAAACUCUCCAUCGUCGAACAAACGGCCCAAAAAUACAACCGCUACUUCUCCUACUGCCUCCCCAGCACCUCCAGCCAAACCGGCUACCUAACCCUAGGCAACGCCGCCAAAGCUUCCGACUCCGUCAAGUACACGCCGCUCUCCACCAUCUCUGGCGGAGCGUCAUUCUACGGUCUUCAGGUUCUCGGCAUAAGCGUAGGUGGGAAGAAGCUGCCGAUUUCGCCGUCGCUCUUCCAGUCGUCCGGUACGAUCAUCGACUCCGGCACUGUCAUCACGCGGUUGCCGCCGACGGCUUACGGCGCCAUAAGCUCGGAAUUCAAGAAGCAGAUGAGCAGCUACCCAGUAGCUCCGGCGCUGUCGAUCCUGGACACGUGUUACGAUCUGAGUAAGUAUAAAACUGUGACGAUACCGAAGAUCGCAUUUACCUUCGGCGGCGGUACAACGGUGGAGCUGGACUCGACGGGGAUACUCUACGCGUCGAAGAUUUCUCAGGUGUGUUUGGCGUUCGCCGCCAACGGCGACGAUGGUGACGUGGCAAUAUUUGGGAAUGUUCAACAGAAGACUUUGCAGGUAGUUUAUGAUAUAGGCGGAGCGAAAAUUGGGUUUGGGACACGUGGCUGUUAGUUAAUUAAUUAUUGAUUAAGCUGAGCUAACUAAAGAUUAAAGAAAGAAAAGGUUAUUUUGUUUUGAGAUUAUUAUUAGCUCAAAGCAUAAAUAAGUUAGUUAGCUCCUCCAAGCUUAAUUUAAAAGAAGAAAAAAAAUGUUUUAAUACACAUUUAUAAUUGAAAUGUUAGUGAAAAAUAUGGUAAAGGGGAAAGAAAGAAAGAAUAAGUACUCGUAAUUUGUACUUAUAUAAGUCGUUGUUGGUGGUGGAAGAUUUGUAAUUGUGAAAUUAAUUUCUAAGCCAAUGAAAAGAUUAUCUUUUUAUUU
Molecule: messenger RNA, 1846 nt
Organism: Humulus lupulus (European hop)
Lineage: Eukaryota; Viridiplantae; Streptophyta; Magnoliopsida; Rosales; Cannabaceae
Product: aspartyl protease family protein At5g10770-like
Exons: 3
Coding region: 38-1540 (500 amino acids)
Biological process (GO): proteolysis
Molecular function (GO): aspartic-type endopeptidase activity
Source: RefSeq, a predicted model, not a curated record